GAUGCCGUUACCACAAGCACUUAUUUAUAGUGACCGGGGAAACCCAAAAUAUGAGGUGACCAACAUUUUACGGUGUCCUGUCAUCAAAUUCGUCGGGUAUAUGGUAUCCUACGUAACAUUUCUCACGCUAAUCACCGUCGCCACCUUUCGAUUGGACCGUAGCGAUCUGACUGAGGAGGACGAGGAGAAUUGGGAAAUUCGGUCAGCCGAAAUCUGGAGCUACGAUUUUCGGACAAGCAACGUUGUAAUGACUAAAAUUCAAAUUAUUCUGUUAUUUUGGAUGCUAGGUCAACUGGGAAUGGAAUGCAAACAAGUGUAUUAUUACGGACUGCGGUAUUUCUUUCGCAGUUACUACAACAUCAUGGACUGGGCUGCUAUCGCGCUCUACCUUGCCUCCUACUCAUUAAGAAUUAUUGUGGAUUUUAAAGUUCAGACCGCACGAGCCAUGUAUAUAAAUGAACUACGAAUUGCUCAAGGUCUGUUGGACAACUCCAGCCUCUCCACCACUCGCCCAUAUUCAGAUUCCAUGCCCACAAUACACGAUGAUUACGUGGCAUAUCGUAAUCAAAUUCUCACUUCCUCAUCAGCAUACUGGCUCCGGGGAUGUCGCCUAUGGUGGGCACCGGACGAUCCGGAAUACGUGUCCGAUUGCCUUUUUGCCUUGGGCAAUGUGUUAUCCUUCGCACGCAUUAGCCAUUUAAUGCCUGCGUGGGAACUGUUAGGCCCCUUACAGAUUUCAUUGGCUCGCAUGGUGUCCGAUAUCAUCCGAUUUAUGGCGUUAUUCAGUGUGAUGGUGAUCGCAUUUGUUGUCGGGUUGACCAACCUGUACUGGUAUUUUGCGAACAUAAUCGUUUCGGUGGAUAUGCAAGGAAGGUUAAUCCGAUACGCCAGUGGUAUCCCGGCAUUCCGCAGCACCGGAGCCACUUUUUACACUUUGUAUUGGGCUCUUUUUGGCCAAUCUUCCAAUAAUGUGACCACAAUUGACGAGAAUUUGGCCAAACUUUAUCCUGGACAUGCCAUGUUGGCGGUGGAAAGUAGCCCACUGAUGAUCAACAACUUGGGCAGCGUGUUGUACGCCAUUUACAACGCAUGCAUGACAAUUAUACUACUGAAUAUGCUCAUUGCGAUGAUGAGCAAGUCGUUCGAUGAAAUACAAGGUGACCGCUUAGAAGAAUGGAAAUUUGCUCGCGCUAGUCUGUGGAUGGUUUACAUCGACCAGGAAGGUGUCUUGCCUCCCCCGUUGAACCUGCUACCAUCGCGUGAGGUCUUGUCUGCUUUCUUCAACCGCAUCCGUGGCACCCUUGCCUUCAGUACUCGUGAAGACACCUUCAUGAUCAAAGCCAACGCACUCAACGACAAAGCACCAUGGCGUAAUGUCGUGUGGGCCAAUCAGUUCCAGAACAGAACCACGGAUUCCAAUUGUCCGUCACCGAAGUUAGAUUUGAAGAAGAACGUAACCACGACGACUGUCAGCACAGCAGUGGAUUGUUCGUCCCCCGUGCAUUCCAACAGCUGGGUAUCAGACGAUGAGGAGACAUUGCAGGAAGAUCCGGAAAAGGCUAUGAAUGACUUCAAGCACUUCACCGAUACGAUGAGAGCAAAUGUGUUACGUCGGUUCUUGUUCAAGCUCCAAAAACAACGAGAAGCCGAAAAUAAAACAGCUGAUCUGUCCAUAAUCAAUUACCAAAGACAACAGGCUCAGAAGGCGUCGGAGAAAGACAAUAAACGUAAACAGGAGACGAUGCAAGAAGACGAUCAUGCACAAAGAGAAGGGAAGUUACGCCAAGUGAACGACAUGGAACCUAGCCAAGAGCACUCAACACGACCGGAAUCUGAUGCAUGCGAAGACACUCACCUGAGAGGGUUGAGCAGUCUGCUGAUGCCUCCAUCGGUGCGAAAAAAGUUGGAGGCUGUAGCAGCUGCCAGCAGUGGUGACAAUGACUUGGAUGGGAAAGCUGCGACCGAAGCGGUUGCCCGAUACUACAUGUUGGAGACUACACGUAAACAGGCAAAUUCCCACACCGUUGAGUCUACUCACUUUGAACGUAACACAAAGUGGAACACAAGUUCGUGGAAGCCCAAUCCGGACGACUUGUUCACCGCGCGCACCGAACGGCCAAUUAAGGGUAUUCACCUGCGGGAGCUGUACAGAGUGGAACAGGAAUUGAAUGACAUGGCCGAGGCCUUAUCAUCCCACUCACUCUCUGAAGCUACUAUAUCAGAAAUUAACGAGUUGGAAAAAAUUUGA
Molecule: messenger RNA, 2248 nt
Organism: Dicrocoelium dendriticum
Lineage: Eukaryota; Metazoa; Platyhelminthes; Trematoda; Plagiorchiida; Dicrocoeliidae
Source: the annotation of a GenBank genome assembly